Lottia gigantea (owl limpet) is the source of this 1514-nucleotide messenger RNA. RefSeq lists its product as hypothetical. The record is from RefSeq and is a predicted model, not a curated record. The transcript has 3 exons. Gene Ontology annotation, biological process: regulation of apoptotic process. Lineage: Eukaryota; Metazoa; Mollusca; Gastropoda; Lottiidae. Bases 88 to 1005 code for a protein of 305 amino acids.
CCAUCUUUAAUUUUUGACUAUUAUAUGAAGCUUCAUAGACAUAACCUACUGCAGAAUUAAGGGGAAUACAUUUUUGGUACUCAAACGAUGGCAGACAACAAAAUACAAAUACCUAAUUUAUCUAAAGAAGAUGAAGCUGUAUAUCGAGAAUUACUUUUAGUAGAUUUAGUUGACCUGCAAGACAUUAAACAGAAACGAAAACGAAAAAGUUAUCGUGUUAAGGUGGAGAGUUAUCUGGACAGAAUACACCAAAAUAAUCCUAAUGCGCUAUUAAUUUGUUAUGCAAUAGAUGUUUUGGCAAAUAUAGUGAAGCCACAGUACCAAGAACCGUUAUUUAGAGAAGCUGAGAACUUAUUUCACAAACUUGUAGCCGACCUGCAAAACGUCAAACCUAAUAAGAAACGUAAACGUAGUCGUGCUGAGAUUGAAAAGUAUCUAGAAACUGGACCCGAAGAUCGUUAUGUAUUAUUUUUCGUGGCCGAUAUUGUGAUGCCAGAAUACAAAGAACUGAUACUUAAAGAAGCUAGAGCUUCACUUCAAAGGCAACUGGAAGACAUUGAACCAAAGAAGAGACGAAAACGUAAACAAAAGCGAAAGAAACCUCGAGUUGAAGAAGAGAAAGAGAAUGAUGGCGACUUUGAGAGAUCUGAAAAGAGUGGUGUAGAACCAAGGGUUAAAACCCCGAACUGGCACGAAACAUUGAGGAAAAAUUACCCGAGUAUUAUGGAAAAUGUUCGAGUUAAAGACAUCGUGGAUCAUCUGUAUAGUAAACAACUUAUUGAUUGGGAUGAGAUGGAUGUGAUAAACACGAAAUUGAGAUCAGCGGGAAAUAGAGAAGCUUUGACAUACUUGAUGAAAAUCCUGUUAAAUUCCACUCAAACAAUAUUGCCAUCAUUUCUCCAUUGUUUAAAUCAAACUGGAUAUGAUUUCAUUGCAAAUUGUUUAAAGGACGAUAUGAAACCCAAUGACGUAAAUGACGUAGACGACAUGAAAUCCAAUGAGUGACAGAUCAAGAAAGAUCAAAAAGUCUUUUUUUUUGGUUUAUCCAGACUGUACAAACACGAACAUUUAUGAUUGGUCAAAACUCUUAAUAAGAACAUAAUGAUAUGAUUAACCCAUCUUCAAUAUUAUAUCUGAUAUAAUUUAUAUUUCCAUAGAUACGUGUGUGACCAUCUUUUCUUAUACAUUUUUUUCGUUACAUGAAAGUAUUUAAAAAAAGCUCUCAGUAUUUGAGAAAGAUUAUAAAUAGUUAAAUAUUUCCUUAUUUAUAAGAAAUUAUUCAUAUGAGAUCUAUUCAUUGUGUAGGUAUAGGCCUACUCAUUGCAGGUGUAUAGACUAUACCAUUUCGUUCAGCUACUUUGACUUGUGCUCAAACAUGCAGAUCUUAUGGAUAUGGAAUAUUAGUUCGAAUUAAUAAUAUCGGGUGGCCGAGAUAAAACGAUAUCACUUUUCAAUUCAUGAUUAUUCAUAAAGUAUUAAAGGGGAGAUCAUAACGACCUCAUAUUUAUAUGGAU